Lolium rigidum is the source of this 722-nucleotide messenger RNA. RefSeq lists its product as uncharacterized. Bases 135 to 722 code for a protein of 195 amino acids. The transcript has 4 exons. The record is from RefSeq and is a predicted model, not a curated record. Gene Ontology annotation, biological process: transposition. Lineage: Eukaryota; Viridiplantae; Streptophyta; Magnoliopsida; Poales; Poaceae.
GAGGUGGAGGACGAGGACGAGGUGGAGGUGGAGGACGAGGACGAGGUGGAGGUGGACCUUUCCUUGGUGACAUACCCUCUGCUUCUGGCGACGUGGCUUCCCAGUCCGCUCACACACAGUCUACUGAGGGGGAGAUGGAGGUGGAGAUGGAGGUGGAGAUGGAGGUGGAGGGGCAGGACGAGGAGGCGGAGAGGGAGAUGGCGCCGAAGAAGUUGCGCAUUCGUGGUGAAGCGCAAGUCCCUGAUGAGAGGAGGGAGCCUACUAGCCAGGAUGCGAAAGCCCUCAUCAUCCCGAACGAAAAAGACAAUUGGGCAUAUGACAAGGGGGUUCGCCAGCCGUCGAGCAUGAUUGGAGCUCUUAUUAGGCAGUAUUGGCCGGGCUUUUACACUCCGGUCCCCGGCGGCGAGAAGAAGCUAGCCGAGACUUGGGCGGACUAUGAGGCAGCUCCUUGCCCGGGCUUUGGGACAGCUGCUGACGCCGUCUACACCAAGUUUUGGACCCAUUAUAAGGUGCCUGAUGAGAUGGUUGAGCAAGGGAAGGCGGUACUGACUAGGGCUUGUCAGAGGUUGACAAGGCAACAGUGGUACAAUCAAAGCAUACCCGCAUUGGGCACUUCAAGGCUGAGCGAGGCACGAGGGUCAAGAAAGCCGACAAUAUCGGGGAGGAUCCUCACCGACAAAGGAAGAUUACUUCAAGGUUAUGCCCCUAUGGUGCGAGAAUAA